AUGAUAGGCAAGGAGGCCUUGAAGACCGGGGUAGGAAUCGUCGCCGAUACCCUCGACGGACAGAAUGUCAAGACGGCCGCGAAGAAACGGACUUCCAUUUUGAAGGGGCAAUGGGUACAGUACAACCCACUGACCAAUAUCGUGGACUCGGACUACCUGGAUUUGGCGCAUACCCUGAUCAACGUCAAAGUUAAAGUGGUCAAUAUAAAUGGCGCCGACCUGGGCGAGGGUGUUCCCGUCGCUCCCGUCAAUCUGCUGCUUCACUCCCUGUUCUCCGAAGUGGAUGUCACGCUCAACGACAAACUCGUUUCGUCUUCAUCCAACGCGUACCCGUACCGAGCCCUGCUGGAAACCCUGCUCACUUACGGACCACCGGCCAAGGCAUCGCAGCUGACAGCCGCCCUGUUUUACAAAGAUACGGCGGGGAAAAUGGACUCGGGCGAUCCAACCGCGGAAGAAAAAUUCAACAAGGGAUUAAAGCGGAGAUACAAACUGUCGGAGGAGAGCCGUAUUAUCGAUAUGUUGGGACCGAUUCACGGAGACAUAUUUUUUCAAGAUAGGUUUUUACUGAACGGCGUCAACCUGAAGCUCAAGUUUCAUCGCAGCAAAAACAGUUUCUGUUUAAUGGCGGCUUUACCGGACACUCACUACAAAGUAAAGAUAAUGGAAGCUUCUCUGAACUUGAGAAAGGUGGUCGUCAGUCCCACCUUGGCUCUAGCGCACGCCAAAACCCUACAAAGUGCUACGGCCAAAUACCCGCUGCGCAGAGUGGAGGUCAAAACGUUUUCUAUUCCGCUAGGAAAUCAAUCUUUUAGCCGCGAAAAUCUGUUUCUGGGGCAGAUCCCCCGGCGCGUGGUGAUUGGCAUGGUGGAUAACGCGGCCUUCAACGGCGACUAUCAUAAAAACCCCUACAACUUUAAACAUUACGGUCUAAAUUACCUGGGGCUGUACGUGGAUAAUGAGCAGACGCCGUGGCGACCUCUUCAACCCAAGUUUUCCGGCAAAGACGAAGCGUACAUGAUGUCCUAUCAGACUUUGUAUUCCGGUAUAAAUACCCUGUUUGGAGACAAGGGCAAUCAGAUCAACAGGGAAGACUACGAGUCGGAAUACUCCCUCUUUGCUUUUGAUCUGUCUCCGGACUUGUCGAGCGGGUCUCAUUUCAACCUUGUCAAGCGUAAUAACAUGCGUCUGGAGUUGAAAUUUGCCGAGGCCCUGACAACGACCGUCAACGUGGUGGUGUACAGCGAAUUCGAGAGCAUCCUGGAAGUGGACGAGAGCCGCAAUAUUCUGAUCGAUUACGCCAACUAA
Messenger RNA from Acanthaster planci (crown-of-thorns starfish), 1308 nucleotides. RefSeq lists its product as uncharacterized. NCBI's taxonomy places the organism in Eukaryota, Metazoa, Echinodermata, Asteroidea, Valvatida, Acanthasteridae. The record is from RefSeq and is a predicted model, not a curated record.